This is a messenger RNA of Coregonus sp. 'balchen', 3898 nucleotides long. The record is from the annotation of a GenBank genome assembly. NCBI's taxonomy places the organism in Eukaryota, Metazoa, Chordata, Actinopteri, Salmoniformes, Salmonidae.
AUGAGCAAGCUUUACAGUACAGGCUUCCUAACACUCUCACUAUCCACCACCCUAAAGGAAACAGGAUACUACAACAUCAGCCCCUCUCCUUUCACCUCAGAGCUUCAUCCAGGAGACACUCAUAUCACUCCUCCACUGAGGCUUCCUCAUCAUCAUCGUCUUCCUCAGCAUCUUCAUCAUCAUAAUCUUCUCCUUCAUCAUCAUGUUCAGAGUUCUGAUUCACCUGGCAGCUCUACCACUCUGGGUGACAGGUAUUAAAUCAAUUACGAUGAGAAGCCUAACAAAUCUACGAAUGUCAUCAAACUGAAUGAAAUAUCCUCUCUCUCACUCCUUCUCUCUCACCUAAUCUCCCUCUCUCCUCUCUCUAUCUCUCUCUCUCUCUCUCUCUCUCUCUCUCUCUCUCCACAGGAGAGUCGUUUAGUAGCAUGGUUAAUCAGAGCCCUGUUGCACUAAUAGAAGGACCUGGAAGAAACGUUCAACUCACCUGCAGCCAUGCUAUCCCUAACUACCGAAUGAUACUAUGGUACCAACAGUCAGCAGCAGACACUGCUAUGAAACUCAUUGGUUAUGUAAAUUACAAGUCAAUAAACUUGGAGUCAUCGCUUGAAAAGCACUUCAAUGUGAGUGGAGAUGGUGAGAAAGAGGCUCAUCUUCAUCUCCUGAGUCUGAGAGGACCUGAAGACAGUGCAGUUUAUUACUGUGCAGCCAGCCAACACAGUGAUGUAGAGUACCUUCUCUCCUCUACAUAAACCCUAUCUGAUAGUAGUAUUAGCACACUGCUCAGAACACCUGCAUCUGAGGUGUGACUUUGAUUCAGUGCCAAUGAAUAACCACAGAUGGAUUAUGACAUAAGCAAGGUGAUAUCUGUCCUAGUACAGUACACUGGUAUUACAGUUUAGUGUCAACACUCAUUAACAUCAAUUAUGCAAUGUUACAAUGUCAUAUUCCAUUACUCCUCCCCUGCAUAGAUGUGAUUCACAUGACUACUCCCCCCCCCCCCUUCCCCACCUCCCACAUCUCUCUCUCCCCCCUUUCUCUCACUCUCUCCCCCACCCUCCGUCUCUCUCUCUCUCUCCCCUCUUUCUCUCUCCCCAGCCCCCCUCUCUCUUUGACUUUGUGCCAAUCAAAUCAAAUUGAAUUUGUCACAUGCACCGAAUACAACAGGUGUAGACCUUACAGUGAAAUGCUUACCUACAGGCCCUUAACCAACAUUGCAGUUCAAGAAAUAGAGUUAAGAAAAUAAUUAAACAAAAGAUAAAAAUAAAAUAAAAGUAACACAAUAAAAUAACAAUAACGAGGCCAUAUACAGGGGGUACCGGUACCGAGUCAAUGUGCGGGGGUACAGGUUAGUCGAGGUAAUUUGUACAUGUAGGUAGGGGUAAAGUGACUAUGCAUAGAUAAUAAACAGCAAGGGUCAAUGUAAAUACUCUGGGUGGCCAUUUGAUUAAUUGUUCACCAGUCUUAUGGCUUGGGGGUAGAAGUUGUUAAGGAGCCUUUUGGUCCUAGACUUGGCGCUCAGGUACCGCUUGCCGUGCGGUAGAAGAGAGAACAGUCUCUGACUUGGGUGAUGUCGUGUCGAGUCUGUAACGCACAUACUGUCCAAUCCCCUGUCUACAACACACUUCCUGUCUGUUGUAUGUGGCGUUACACUAAAACAUUCCCUCUUGAUACUAAAAUCAACGUCCUCUCCGGUUCCACUUAAAACAUUAACAACGUCAUAAUCUUCAUAUACGAUAGUGACUGGAGUCUUUGACCAUUUUGUGGGCCUUCCUCUGACACCGCCUGGUAUUGAGGUCCUGGAUGGCAGGAAGCUUGGCCCCAGUGAUGUACUGGGCCAUACGUACUACCCUCUGUAGCGCCUUACGGUCGGAUGCCAGAAGACAGUGCAGUGUAUUCCUGUGCUGACCUGAAGACAGUGCAGUGUAUUACUGUUCUGACCUGAAGACAGUGCAGUGUGUUACUGUGAUGACCUGAAGACAGUGCAGUGUAUUCCUGUGCUGACCUGAAGACAGUGCAGUGUAUUACUGUUCUGACCUGAAGACAGUGCAGUGUAUUACUGUGAUGACCUGAAGACAGUGCAGUGUAUUACUGUUCUGACCUGAAGACAGUGCAGUGUAUUACUGUUCUGACCUGAAGACAGUGCAGUGUAUUACUGUUCUGACCUGAAGUCAACCCAGUGAUGUAGAUACCCUUCUCUCUUCUACAAAAACCCCUUCUGAUCCGUUACUCCAUAACUGCAGUGUACAUCAACACCCAGCAGACCUGCUAUCCACCGCUGUAGAUGUCUGAGCACAUGGAGGAAGUUGUUAUCAAACCUCUAUACUACAUAAUGUGGUUGAUGUUGUUGCUACAGAAGAAACGGUUUGGGUAUUUCUUCAAAUUACAGCCUAUUUCUAGUGUGAUUACUGCAGAAUCUAUAACACAGAUCAAAUCUAAAGACUAAAAAAGACAAAUACUUUCAAUGAUGUAGUUACCGGUAUGUUCCACAAUACACCUUUAAGCUGAACAGGAGACCUGUAGGUGAACAAGGUAUCUGCUUGAAUAUCAACAUAAGUUCUGACGUCAAAGUGAUGUCAUUUCCAUCCCCUCCGGCAGCUCAGUUCAGCUCACUGUCUCUAUUGACUUAUUUCCUCUCACCCCUAUGGACUCUGGUCUAAAGUAGUGCACUAUAAAGGGAAUAGGGUGCCAUUUGGGAUGCAGUAUACAUUUGACACUCCCACUAGCUGACAACACAUCUCUGACUAUCUGAAAACCCUUUCUCCUUGUCCAUGUGACACUUCUCUCCAGAACCAUCAACAUGAUCACGCUCCUCAUACAAGUAGCAACUCUACCACUAUGGGUGACAGGUACUAAGUCCCUCAUGAAAUAUAUAUUUACUGUUGAAGUAUAUUGCUACUGUAUAUUUCAUAUUGUCUGUUUUCAUCCACAGGGCUGUCACAAACAGACAAUAUUCACCAGACUCCUACUGAAAUACUAAAAAGACCUGAAGAUAAGGUUCAGCUCAGCUGCAGCCACAAUAUUCCAACCUACAACACAAUACUGUGGUACCAACAGUCAGCCCAAAACACUGCUCUGAAACCCAUUGGGUAUGUGACAUUCACCAGUCCAAUAAUGGAAGAUUCCUUUAAAGAGCGUUUUAGUAUGAGUGGAGAUGCUGCACCUCGGAAAACGGUGUAUCUACAUAUUCCCAAACUUAGAGAAGCUGAAGACAGUGCAGUGUAUUUCUGUGCUGCUAGUUCAGCACCGUGUUUCACUAUACCCUCUCUCCUCUACAAAAACCCUCUCUGAUCCUCUCAUAUAAUACUGACUACAGCUCUAUACACCUGCACCUGUCUUCAACCACUUCAACAACACUUUGCUAUGAACCAUUUGAUAUCAAACAGAUGGUAAUGAUACUGUUAUAAGUGGCUAGUUUAGAUGGUUUAGGUGCACUUCCUCAGUUCUCCAGCAGGAGGAGGUGUUUCUCCACACAUAUUUAGAAGCGGCUGUAUAGUGGCACUCUAUGGGCCCUGGUCAAAGGUAGUGCACUAUAUAGGGAAUAGGGGGUCACUUGGGAUGAAAACGCUUUCUAAAUGUGUGUGUGGGCCUGGCUCACCCUACCGUACCUCCCCUAGGAGGCCUGGCUCACCCUACCGUACCUCCCCUAGGAGGCCUGGCUCGCCCUACCGUACCUCCCCUAGGAGGCCUGGCUCACCCUACCGUACCUCCCCUAGGGGGCCUGGCUCACCCUACCGUACCUCCCCUAGGGGGCCUGGCUCACCCUACCGUACCUCCCCUAGGGGGCCUGGCUCACCCUACCGUACCUCCCCUGGGAGGCCUGGAUCACCCUACCGUACCUCCCCUAGGGGGCCUGGCUCACCCUACCGUACCUCCCCUAGGAGGCCUGGCUCGCCCUACC